Molecule: messenger RNA, 4528 nt
Organism: Tupaia belangeri chinensis (Chinese tree shrew)
Lineage: Eukaryota; Metazoa; Chordata; Mammalia; Scandentia; Tupaiidae
Gene: COL14A1
Product: collagen type XIV alpha 1 chain
Exons: 34
Cellular component (GO): interstitial matrix
Molecular function (GO): protein binding
Source: RefSeq, a predicted model, not a curated record
CUUAUCUGAUCCUGGGCGCCCAGCGGGAGGGAAGCGUGGAGAGGCAGAGUCUGCUCUGGGAGGCCCGGAGAGGGUGAAGGAGAGAGAGAGGGGGAGAGGGAGUCGGAGGAGGGGGAGGAGAAGAGAGAGAGGCUAAAUUAGAAGGGUACACGGAGGGGAGCGAGCGAGGGCGGUGCGCCGCCAAGAACCGUCCCUCGGCGGAGUUCGGACCUUCCCGAGGCGCGGAGAGGUCUCCAGCCUGGGCUGGAACCUGGUCCUGCACAGGAAGCUGCUACACCUCAUGUAAGAAGCCGGAGAUAAAAUGAAGGUUUUUCAGUGCAAGAUGCAGUGCCGGCUACUUCCAGCUUUUUUGGCAAUUGUUUAUUUCUGCACCAUCGUCCAGGGUCAAGUGGCUCCACCCACAAGGUUAAGAUAUAAUGUGUUAUCUCAUGACAGCAUACAGAUUUCAUGGAAAGCUCCAAGAGGGAAAUUUGGUGGAUACAAACUUCUUGUAACUCCAGCCUCAGGUGGAAAAACCAAUCAAUUGAAUCUUCAGAACACUGCAACUAAAGCAAUUAUUCAAGGACUUAUGCCAGACCAGAAUUACACAGUUCAGAUUAUUGCAUAUAAUAAGGAUAAAGAAAGCAAGCCAGCUCAAGGCCAAUUUAGAAUUAAAGAUUUAGAAAAAAGAAAGGAACCAAAGCCCAGAGUCAAAGUUGUGGAUAAAGGAAAUGGGAGUAAACCAUCUUUACCAGAAGAGCCGAAAUUUGUCUGUCAAACGCCUGCAAUUGCCGACAUUGUAAUCCUGGUGGAUGGUUCAUGGAGUAUUGGAAGGUUCAACUUCAGACUGGUUCGGCUUUUCUUGGAGAAUUUGGUUACAGCGUUCGAUGUGGGCUCAGAGAAGACACGAAUUGGUCUUGCACAAUAUAGUGGUGACCCCAGAAUUGAAUGGCAUUUGAAUGCCUUCAGCACCAAAGACGAGGUGAUUGAAGCUGUUCGAAACCUUCCAUACAAGGGAGGAAAUACGCUAACAGGUCUUGCUUUGAACUAUAUUUUUGAAAAUAGCUUUAAACCAGAAGCAGGGUCAAGGACUGGAGUAUCCAAAAUUGGCAUUUUAAUCACAGAUGGAAAAUCCCAAGAUGAUAUUAUUCCACCAUCCAGAAACCUUCGUGAGUCUGGUGUAGAGCUGUUUGCCAUAGGGGUGAAAAACGCGGAUGUGAAUGAACUGCAAGAGAUCGCCUCUGAGCCAGACAGCACCCAUGUGUACAACGUUGCUGAAUUUGACUUGAUGCACACAGUUGUGGAGAGUCUGACGAGGACUGUGUGCUCCAGAGUGGAAGAACAGGACAAGGAAAUUAAAGCCUCAGCUCUCAUCACUAUUGGACCACCUCAGGACUUGAUUACCUCUGAAGUUACAGCUAGAAGCUUUAUGGUUAACUGGACUCAUGCCCCAGGAGAUGUUGAAAAAUAUAGAGUUGUAUAUUAUCCUACCAGGGGUGGAAAACCAGAUGAGGUGGUGGUGGAUGGAAGUGUAUCUUCCACCGUGUUGAAAAACUUGAUGUCUUUAACUGAGUAUCAGAUAGCAGUAUUUGCAGUGUACGCCCAUACUGCUAGUGAAGGUCUACGUGGAACUGAAACGACACUUGCUUUACCCAUGGCCUCUGACCUGGAACUGUAUGAUGUGACUGAGAACAGUCUGCGGGUCCGAUGGGAUGCAGUGCCGGGGGCCUCAGGAUACCUGAUCCUCUAUGCUCCACUCACUGAGGGUCUGGCUGGGGAUGAAAAAGAGAUGAAAAUUGGAGAGACACACACAGAUAUUGAAUUGAGUGGGUUGUUGCCUAAUACAGAGUACACAGUCACAGUUUAUGCCAUGUUUGGAGAAGAGGCCAGUGAUCCUGUUACAGGACAAGAAACAACCCUGCCUUUAAGUCCACCAAGAAACUUGAGAAUCUCCAAUGUUGGUUCUAACAGUGCUCGAUUAACUUGGGAGCCAACUUCAAGAAAGAUCAGUGGUUACCGAAUUGUAUAUAAUAAUGCAGAUGGGACUGAAAUCAAUGAGGUUGAGGUUGAUCCUAUUACAACAUUUCCUCUGAAAGGCUUGACGCCCCUCACGGAUUACACCAUUGCGAUUUUCUCCAUCUAUGAUGAGGGGCAGUCAGAGCCCCUGACUGGAAUGUUCACCACAGAGGAAGUUCCAGCCCAGCAAUACUUGGAAAUUGAUGAAGUGACGACAGACAGCUUUCGAGUGACCUGGCAUCCCCUCUCGGCAGAUGAAGGGCAGCACAAGUUGAUGUGGAUUCCAGUCUAUGGUGGGAAGACUGAAGAGGUUAUCCUGAAAGAAGAACAGGACGCAUAUGUUAUUGAAGGCCUGGAGCCUGGCACUGAGUAUGAAGUUUCACUGUUGGCUGUCCUUGAUGAUGGCAGUGAGAGUGAGGUGGUGACUGCUGUUGGGACCACACUUGACAGUAUUUGGACAGAACCAGCCACGACCAUAGUACCUACAAGACCUGUGACUUCAGUUUUCCAGACAGGAAUCAGAAACCUGGUUGUAGAUGAUGAAACUACCUCUAGUCUGCGGGUAACAUGGGACAUUUCUGACAGCAAUGUGCAGCAGUUUAGGGUGACCUACCUGACAGCUCAAGGAGACCCUGCAGAAGAAGUGGUAAUGGUGCCUGGAAGUCAGAACAAUCUCCUCUUAAAGCCUCUGCUUCCUGACACUGAAUACAAGGUUACUGUGACUCCCAUCUACACUGAUGGAGAAGGCGUCAGCGUCUCUGCCCCUGGAAAAACCUUGCCAUCCUCUGGUCCCCAAAACUUGCGUGUCUCAGAGGAAUGGUAUAAUCGGUUGCGCAUUACAUGGGAUCCACCAUCUUCCCCUGUAAAGGGCUAUAGGAUCGUCUAUAAACCUGUCAGUGUUCCUGGCCCAACAUUGGAGACUUUUGUGGGAGCAGACAUCAACACUAUUCUUAUCACAAACCUCCUCAGUGGAAUGGACUACAAUGUGAAAGUGUUUGCCUCCCAGGCUUCAGGCCUCAGUGAUGCUCUGAGUGGCAUGGUGAAAACACUGUUCUUGGGUGUGACCAAUCUCCAAGCCAAGCAAAUUGAAAUGGCCAGCUUAUGUGCUCACUGGCAGAUGCAUCGUCAUGCCACAGCCUACAGAGUAGUUAUAGAAUCCCUCCAAGAUACACAAAAGCAAGAAUCCACUGUGGGUGGAGGGACAACCAGGCAUUGCUUCUACGGACUCCAGCCCGACUCAGAAUAUAAAAUCAGUGUUUACACAAAGCUCCAGGAGAUCGAGGGGCCCAGUGUGAGCAUAAUGGAAAAAACUCAAUCACCUCCUACUCAACCACCAACUUUUCCUCCAACCAUUCCACCAGCAAAAGAAGUAUGUAAAGCAGCCAAGGCAGACCUGGUGUUCAUGGUGGAUGGAUCCUGGAGUAUUGGAGAUGAUAAUUUCAACAAGAUCAUCAACUUUCUGUAUAGCACUGUUGGAGCCCUGGACAAGAUUGGUGCAGAUGGAACUCAAGUGGCAAUGGUUCAGUUCACCGAUGACCCCAGAACAGAAUUUAAACUAAAUGCUUACAAAACCAAAGAGACUCUUCUUGAUGCAAUUAAACACAUUUCAUACAAAGGAGGAAAUACAAAAACAGGAAAAGCAAUUAAGCAUGUUCGAGAUACCCUAUUUAAUGCAGAGUCAGGUACAAGAAGAGGCAUCCCAAAGGUUAUUGUGGUUAUAACUGAUGGAAGAUCACAAGAUGAUGUGACCAAAAUCUCCAGGGAGAUGCAAUUAGAAGGCUACAGCAUUUUUGCAAUUGGUGUGGCUGAUGCGGAUUACUCGGAGCUGGUUAGCAUUGGCAGCAAGCCCAGUGCACGCCACGUCUUCUUUGUGGAUGACUUUGACGCCUUUAAGAAAAUUGAAGAUGAGCUCAUUACUUUUGUCUGUGAAACUGCAUCAGCAACCUGCCCAUUGGUGCACAAGGACGGCAUUGAUAUUGCAGGUUUUAAGAUGAUGGAAAUGUUCGGUCUAGUUGAAAAAGAUUUUUCAUCAGUGGAAGGGGUUUCUAUGGAGCCUGGUACCUUCAAUGUUUAUCCAUGUUACCAAAUCCAUAAAGAUGCCCUGGUUUCCCAGCCAACUAGAUAUUUGCAUCCUGAAGGAUUGCCCUCUGACUACACAAUCAGUUUUCUAUUCCGGAUUCUUCCUGACACUCCACAGGAGCCAUUUGCUCUUUGGGAGAUUUUAAAUAAACAGUCUGACCCAUUGGUUGGGGUUAUUUUAGAUAAUGGUGGGAAAACCCUAACAUAUUUCAACUAUGACUACAGUGGGGAGUUUCAAACUGUUACUUUUGAAGGACCUGAAAUUAGGAAAAUAUUCUAUGGAAGCUUUCACAAGCUACAUAUCAUUGUCAGCAAGACUUUGGCCAAAGUAGUUAUUGACUGCAAGCAAGUAGGAGAGAAGGCAAUAAAUGCAUCUGCUAACAUCACCUCAGACGGAGUAGAAGUUCUAGGAAGGAUGGUUCGAUCAAGAGGGCCAAACGGGAACUCCGCACCA